GGAGCCACCUCCCCGCCGGGACGGAGGCCAGGGCCUUUCCCCUGCCCCGCGGUCCCCCCGCACAGGUGCACCCCGGGCGGGCACGGCGGGACAGCCGCCCCGGCCGACAGCCGCCCCCGCUGCCGCCCUGCCCCCGCCCCGGGGGGCUGCCGGGCAAGGCGGCAUUGUUGGCCGCGUCCAUCACUCCUCGUCCCCGGCUUGACAUAAUGAAUGCGCUUGGACACACCUUCCAGCCCGGCGGAGAGGCGCCGCGUCUCCACGGACCGCCUCGCCGAGCGCUCCGCUCCGCUCCCCGCAGCGCUCGGGCAGGCGCCCCGCCAGCCCGCCCGGCCCCACAGCCCGGCGCCCCGUCCCAGCCCAGAGAGGGGCCGCGGCGGCCGGGCCGGGCCGGGUAGGGCAGGGCAGGGCGAGCAGGGUGGAAGCCCUCGCCAUGCUGCCCAGCGCCCUUUACUGGGACCUGGUGGGCUCCUCGGCUCUCCUCAACCUGCCGGCGGCGCCGGGCUUCGGCAACCUGGGCAAAAGUUUCCUCAUCGAGAACUUGCUGCGGGCCGGGGCGCCGAGCCCUGCGCAGCUCCGUCCCGUCCCCGCCAACCCUGUGCCCCUCAAGCUGUGCCCCGCGGCGGAACAAAUCAACCCCUCGGGGGGUCCCUUCCCGGCAAGAUGGGCUUUCCAAGUGCUUAACCCCUCUGCGGCGGACGGCGGCCGCCCGCCAGCGCGGGCCGCGGCGGCGGAGAGAGGCGGCAUCUUCCCGCCGGCAGCCACAGCUCUUUCCAAACACUUUUUUCUCCGAGCCCCACCAUUCUACUCAGCAUGCUGCGGUGGGUCCUGUCAGCAUCCUGCAUCCCCCACUGCUUUUCCAAGGGAGGAAAGUGUGCUGCCACUUCUGACCCAGGAGUCUAACUCCAAAUCCCGGAGAGGCAUAUUAAGAAGAGCUGUCUUUUCUGAAGACCAGAGGAAGGCUUUGGAGAAAAUGUUCCAGAAGCAGAAGUAUAUUAGUAAAACAGACAGGAAGAAACUGGCCCUUAACCUGGGUCUAAAGGAGUCUCAGGUGAAAAUUUGGUUUCAGAAUCGAAGGAUGAAAUGGCGAAACUCCAAAGAAAAAGAAGUGCUUUCUAACAGGUGCCUCCAAGAAGAAGGUCUUCAGGAGAACUACCUCUCACGGUCCACCAUGAGUUUUACCUCCCCAUGCACAUCUGUGUGGGAAAUGUCUGAAGAGCGGGCAAGUCCAAGGUGGAGGGAGAAUUCUCCAGGAAAUUCUGAAAGACUGACUAGUACACAACCACCUCCAAGAGCAAAUUCAUUGCAGAGCCCACUCUGUUUGUAUCCUGACCAAGACACUGCAAACAAGGCAUCGUCAAGUGUAAGGGAGUAGGGGCAGUUUCUAAAUGGAGUGGGAGAGUGCAGGCUUCAAAUGAGCAGUCUUUUAAGAUUAACAAUAUUUGAACAUUGUAAAGCUAACUAGUUUAUGCUUCAAAAAUAUGCUAAAAUCUAACACCAUUAAAAUUACAAACAACUAAUGACUUAAGAAGUAUUUUUCACUAUUCAGUCUUUUCUCGUGUCUUUUCCAGUCUUGCACUGACCUUAAAAGUAAAAUAUGAACUGAUGGUAAGUAGAAUGAAGUGAAGAACAUGAAGCUGCAUUUUACUCUGAUUUAUACAUCUGCACUGUAUGUGAUGUUCGUUAAAAACACACUAAUAGAGAAUCACUUUCAUCUCUCAUUGUAGUCAGACCAAUUAAUUUCUUCUGUGCAUGAGAUAAGAAGAACUCUGUUUCUCUCAAGGCAGUAAGUGGUUUUGGGUUCUUUUAGAAAUUCAUUAAAUAACACAUAGAUUCCUAUGGACAAAUAUAA
Molecule: messenger RNA, 1849 nt
Organism: Oenanthe melanoleuca
Lineage: Eukaryota; Metazoa; Chordata; Aves; Passeriformes; Muscicapidae
Gene: DBX2
Product: developing brain homeobox 2
Exons: 4
Coding region: 431-1372 (313 amino acids)
Biological process (GO): regulation of transcription by RNA polymerase II
Molecular function (GO): DNA binding; DNA-binding transcription factor activity, RNA polymerase II-specific
Source: RefSeq, a predicted model, not a curated record